ACUCGUUGCUAUGGCGACGGAAUGGCCGCGCUCGAGCAGAUAGACGGUUUACGAAAGCAGAACAAAGAUUUACUGAAGAAACUGAAGAAACAAACCGAAAAACUCCAUAAACUGACUCUCUCAUGGCCGGACGGGGAAGACCAAAGUCACCGCACUGUGUACGAAGCGUUUAACGUCGGUAUUGUCCCUCGUCGAGCGCCUUUAACGGAGAGAAACGGAGCGCGUGAGGCGCGAGCUUCACCUUCUUCACCAACAGCAGAGAAAACCGUCAAAAUAUCCGAUGAACAACUUUCUGAACAUUGUGAAGAGCCCACAUCGGACCAACAUAAACCCAAACACAAGCAAAGUUCAGAGGUGACUACGUACAGCACACUACUGCAGGACACAGGCAACAGUCGCUGGAUGGGACAGAGCCGAUCUGUGAGACUGAUUCUGCCCAAAUCUGCACCUCCCAUAGCGGAUAGUCACCAUAGAGAGCCUGACAGCGCAUCGACUGCUGGACUGGAUACUGUAUCAGAGAGACACAUACAGCCUUUACUGGGCUAUGAUUGGAUAGCAGGCCUCCUGGACGCUGAGAGCUCUCUUGCCGAUCGCUCUGAGCAGUUCUUCAGCGAGCUCCGCAGCUUCCGUCAGGUCAACCGAGACGAGUGCGUCAACAACUUGUUAUCAGGGCUUCCAUCUGUUGCUGAUCUUGUGUCUUCCACACUUGAUGGCGAGGAGCCGCAGGCGCCUGCAGACACACAUCAGUGCACGUUCUGCUACAGAAUAAACAGCCGACUGUUUGCGGUUCCGCUGGAUGCACAGGCCGCCUGUCCGGUGUGCAAGAUGCCCAAAUCUGAACACCCUCAAACUGAAACAGAGCCUGCUUUAAUCAGGGUCAGUAUUCCUCGCUCAACUCUGCUGUCAGCUCACCAAUACAAAGCCCAUCGCCGCUGCAGUUUUGAUUCCUCUGACAGUCUGAGUUUGCCCUCGCACUGUUUGUCCGGGUGGUCCAAUCCCACCCUGAACUCUGGCUCUCAGAUGAGCAGUCUGGAUCUGCGGGGCUCAAUGGCAAAACAUGCGGCCUCGAGAGGCUCAUCCUCAUCCUGGCUUGACAAUAAACUGGAUUCAUCCCUGCCCAAUCCAUCAAGACACCAGCAUUCUGACCAGCUUCAAAACGUGUCUCGUUUGCCACGAUAUACUUUUCAGCAUUUAGACCCAAAGAGGCCAGAACCCCACAGCCGUUCUUACGCACUUUACUGACGUCUCUGCAGAGUUGCAUUCAAAAAGGAGCAACGCAUGAAUGUGUUUGCGUCCAGUGGAUUUCCUGGAUUCACUGAUACGAGUGCUUGUGAACAAGUUGUUUUUUUUGUAUGUGUAAUAAUGAAAAACCAUGAAUCAUUUGUGUGAAUCACUUCUACCCUUGGUGAUGGUCGCUUGUUUUGUUCUAAAUUUCAAAUAAAGAAAUUAAAUGGAA
Molecule: messenger RNA, 1456 nt
Organism: Rhinichthys klamathensis goyatoka
Lineage: Eukaryota; Metazoa; Chordata; Actinopteri; Cypriniformes; Leuciscidae
Gene: miip
Product: migration and invasion inhibitory protein
Exons: 9
Coding region: 22-1242 (406 amino acids)
Biological process (GO): negative regulation of G2/M transition of mitotic cell cycle; negative regulation of cell migration
Source: RefSeq, a predicted model, not a curated record